CCCCUCUCCAGUGGUCGCUCUGCCAGCCGGACCUCCGUCCGUCAUGAACGGGUCACAGCUCAAUGACUUACCGGACGACUCGGAGGUGCUGCGGCCCUACAUCUCGGCUCUGAGGCAGAGGGCCCGGAGCCAGCUGCACCCCGCCGGCACGCUGGACUUCUCCGACGCCUUUCUCAUCAGGUUCCUGCGGGCCAGAGACUUCGACGUGGAGCUCGCACUGAAGCUGGUUCUGAACCACCAGCGCUGGCGGAGGGAUAGUCCUGAGAUCAGCGGCUGUCUGUCCCCCCGCUCCGUCCUGGGCCUCCUCAACAACUCGUACCACGCUGUCCUCCCACAGCGGGACCACGCCGGCAGCAGGGUGCUGCUCUAUAGGAUCGGCCAGUGGAACCCUAAAGACUGGUCAGCCUUCCAGGUGUUCAGGGUCAGCCUGAUGACCUCAGAGAUCAUCUGCACGGAAACAGAGACACAGCAGCGAGGCCUGAAGGUCAUAUUUGACCUGGCGGGGUGGAGCUUAGGCCACGCCCUGCAGUUUAACCCCUCCCUCGCCAAGAAGAUAUCCUCCGUGCUUCAGGACUCCUUUCCACUGAAGGUGAGAGGGAUCCAUCUGUUGAAUGAGCCGAGGUUCUUCCGUCCCGUCUUCGCCAUGCUCCGCCCGUUCCUGCCUGAGAAGAUCAAGCAGCGGAUCCACAUGCACGGCGCAGAUUACUGCAACACUCUGAGCGACUUCUUCUCGCCGUCCGUCCUCCCUCCGGAAUACGGAGGCGAGGGUCCCGCCCUCGAGGACGCCUGUCAAGAGUGGACCAAUCAGCUGCUGCAGUCUGAGAGGCUCCUCAACCAGAUCGCCGACCACCCGACAGGCGACAUCGCCAUCAACCCCGGCAGCUUUGUCUCAGCGUAGACAAAGACUACCCAGGGUGCAUCACUCUGGGGGUGGGGGUUUAUGCUAGACCUGGUGUUAUUCCAGUCAUCGCUAAACAUCCAAACCCCAAAGCUGAAGAGUGAGUUGGAGUAGAGACAGUUUCCUGUCACUGUGAGCUGAUAUCUACCUCAGUGCCGACGACGCUUCUGCUGCCACGCCAUAACAAAUGUUUAUCAGCUGUUGCUCGUUUUCUACUCUGCCGAAGUGUCCUUGAGCCAGACACUGACGUCGGACCUGCCUGUGGAGGGAGGGAAGACAGAUUUCCCUACAGGAAGCAGGAAAUAUCACAUCAUUUUUUUCUCAUCGUGAAAUCUUUCCGCUCCACCACAGCAACAGCCUGUCAGCGACGCAGCUGACUCUGUGAAACAAAAGCUGCAGAGGAGCAGGGACUCUUCCUUCCCUCCACCUCAUCACUCCAUCAAGACAUUCAUCCAUCUGACCCGUCUAACAUCUUUUCCAUCCAUUCCUCUUUUGAACUGUACAAUUCUUCUGUUUUUGUUGUAGUUUGUAGUCUUAAGGUGGACCAGUUUUUACAGUUUUAUGUUAGUAAUUAAUGAUGACAGUAACGAAUGUUUUAAUUGAAUAGGUGCCUCUUAGUGGUCUAAGCUGUAAUUUCUUGUGCUUUGUCACUCUGUUAGGACCAAGGUCAGACAUGGAUCUGAGAUUUACUGGUGAAAAUGUGCAGGCUUUAUGUGUUUUUUUUUGCAAAUUGUUGCAGUCGAAUGAAAAUCUUGAGCUUCCAAAGAGAAAGACUGGCAGCUGUGCCUCUCACAAAUAUAUAGUUUGAAUGGAUGUGUUUUGUGGACAAGAAUAUGCCAUUUUACAACCAGCAACUUCCCAGCAACAGCAGAUUUAAGCCUGAAAGCAGAUUUCUGCUUCUGAGAAUGGACCAGCUCUAGAAAUUUCACAUUUAGACUCACCUGUUUCAAAGGACUUGUAUUAAUUCUGUGUCAGGUCAGUUUUGACAUGCUAUGAUAUUAUGCCUCUAAUGUACUGUGGUGUCGAAGAAUAUGCAAAACAAUCUGCUGCAAAUAGUCGAGUUUAUAGGAUUUUAGAUCUUUUAUGACAAGUACAUGAAGCACAAAAUCAUUUUUUUUUAAAAAAAGACUUGAAUGCACAGUUUGUUAGCCUGCCGCCUGCCCUGUAUGCAAAACACCCUUUAACUCGUGAAAAUGGCCUCCAGAUUUGACCUGUUGGUAGUUUACAGAGGCUUUUUGAUAUCUGCUGAUUUGAACCACUAAGAAAGAAAGAAAGGGAUAUGACUGAAAUUUGUGAAACUUGUGCAAUUUUUAGUGAACAAUCAUCUCAUUUGAAUGUUAAUGACAAAAUAAA
Myripristis murdjan (pinecone soldierfish) is the source of this 2251-nucleotide messenger RNA. It is a transcript of the gene ttpa, whose product is annotated as tocopherol (alpha) transfer protein. The record is from RefSeq and is a predicted model, not a curated record. Gene Ontology annotation, molecular function: phosphatidylinositol bisphosphate binding; lipid transfer activity; vitamin E binding. Gene Ontology annotation, cellular component: membrane; late endosome. The coding region runs from base 44 to 898 and encodes 284 amino acids. Gene Ontology annotation, biological process: vitamin E metabolic process; vitamin transport. NCBI's taxonomy places the organism in Eukaryota, Metazoa, Chordata, Actinopteri, Holocentriformes, Holocentridae. The transcript is spliced from 5 exons.